AUGGAAAUCCCUUAUGACCCCGCUAGCUCACCCUGUGAUCCUACUUUCAUUCUGGUCUGUGCACCCUGUAAUGUGAUUUGCUCAGUUGUUUUCCAUCAUCAUUUUGAUUAUAAAGACCAGGAUUUGCUUAACUUGAUUGGAAAACUUGAUGAAAAUGCCAGCCUUCUAAGUUCACCAUGGAUACAGGUCUGCAAUGCUUUUCCUGUAAUCCUUGAUUAUUUUCCUGGGAGUCAUAAAAAAGUACUUGAGAAUGUCAAGUAUAUGGAAGCCUUUUUUUUGGAGAAAGUUAAAGAACACCAAGACACUCUUGACAUUAACAAUCCUCGAGACUUCAUUGAUUGCUUCCUGAUAAAAAUGGAACAGGAAAAGCACAAUAAACAGACUGAAUUUACUACUGAGAACUUGUUAAUAACUACAACUGACCUGUUCGGAGCUGGGACAGAGACAACAAGCACCACCCUGAGAUAUGGACUCCUACUUCUGCUGAAGCACCCUGAGGUCAGAGAUAAAGUCCAGAAAGAGAUUCACCAAGUGAUUGGCAGUCACCGAGACCCCUGCAUGCAAGAUAGGGCCAAUAUGCCUUACACAGAUGCUGUGGUGCAUGAGAUCCAGAGAUACAUUGACCUUCUCCCAACCAACAUGCUUCAUUCAGUGACUCGUGAUGUUAACUUCAGAAAUUACCACAUUCCCAAGGGUACGGCCAUAUUAACUUCACUGACUUCUGUGCUUCACAGUGAAAAAGAAUUUCCCAAUCCAAAGACAUUUGACCCUGGCCACUUUCUGGACAAAAGUGGCAACUUUAGGAAGAGUGAUUAUUUCAUGGCUUUCUCAGCAGGCAAACGUAGUUGUUUGGGAGAGGGACUGGCCCGCAUGGAGCUGUUUUUAUUUCUGACCAGCAUUUUACAGAAUUUUACCUUGAAGCCUCUGGUUGACCCUAAGGACAUUGAUGUCACCGCAGUUAACAAUGGAUUUAUAUCUGUGCCACCACCCUACCAGCUCUGCUUCAUUCCUGUUUGA
Messenger RNA from Elephantulus edwardii (Cape elephant shrew), 1017 nucleotides. Its product is annotated as cytochrome P450 2C18-like. The coding region runs from base 1 to 1017 and encodes 338 amino acids. Gene Ontology annotation, molecular function: oxidoreductase activity, acting on paired donors, with incorporation or reduction of molecular oxygen, reduced flavin or flavoprotein as one donor, and incorporation of one atom of oxygen; heme binding; iron ion binding. Gene Ontology annotation, biological process: xenobiotic metabolic process. NCBI's taxonomy places the organism in Eukaryota, Metazoa, Chordata, Mammalia, Macroscelidea, Macroscelididae. Gene Ontology annotation, cellular component: cytoplasm; intracellular membrane-bounded organelle. The transcript has 7 exons. The record is from RefSeq and is a predicted model, not a curated record.